ACUCUCUGAUAGGCCUGGUGCGUGGCUGUGUGUUGUCACGUAGGGGUGUUACCCAGGCGACACUUGGCCAUGUUAGUUCAGUUGCUCCCCUGUUCUCAGACAGAUGCAGAAAGGGAAAAGAAAGCAGUUUGCCGACCCUCAGCUAACCCUUGAGACGACACGCAUCAUAAACACACGACCACUCAAGAUGACCCCGUUGGCACUGGUAUGGACAACGGUGUGCUUGUGGAAAACAGUGUACAGCCUGACACCAACCGAGUCCAACUUCGUCCAGUAUCCACUAAUCAACAACACAGAGGUCGUCAGCUGUGAGUGUUCCAGCCGCUCCUGCCAGACAGUCUUUUGGUUCCGCACACACCACAACAACUCCGGCUUCCAGUUCCUUCUCAGCAUCAACAAUGCUGAGCGGGUCACCUACGGACCCGGGGUGGAUGAACACGGGUUCAAGGCCAGUAAAAGGGACACGGGGAGCAAGGUGGUUUUCACACUGCGCAUCAUUAAAAUAAAGGCAGAGGACGCAGGGUUGUACUCUUGUAUGCUCCAGAACCAGAAAGAGAACGAGUUGUGGAGGCCAGGAGUUCUUCUCAGACCCAGAGAAACUCGUCCAACAUUAACCCCUGUCACGAAGCCCAAGCCCCCAGGAAUCCCAACCAGCCGCUGCACCAAAAGGAACUAUCAAACCCCAGAAGGCUGUGGCUACAAAGUUCUGUGGCCGUUGGUCGGAGUACUCCUCACCCUGUCUGUGGCUUUGAUCUACACACUGUACUACUUCAGCCGACUACCCAAAAAGUGUCGACAUCAGUUUGCCAAGAAAAGACCAAUGAAGUAAGACAGAGAGCCCGCACUGCAGACUCUGAGACAGUGCUGUAUGUGUCCUUGGCUCUCCUUCCAGGAAUCCAAUUCGACUGAAUCUGAACACAGUUUUAUUAGCAUGUCACUUUUCUAUUCUUUGUUCAUUGCAGCAAUGAACUUACCUGAAAAUGCAACUGUCUAAAAGGAAACUCUUAGGAUGCUGUCCACAAUGUUAAUGCCUCUGGCUAUGGUUUUCUAAUUAAGUGGAUGUAUUUAACAGAAGACAUGUUUUAUGAACUGCUAUUACUCUCAUGUGCUAGUAUACCACAAAUGCAGCUUUUAAUAAAUAAAUAAAAUACAUUACUUGUAAAUAGGUGCAUACUGUAUAUCUAUUGUUUUGUGUUUGCCAUGCAUUGCCCAUCUGGAAUAACAAUACCGUGGUUUGCCUAUUGAUAUUUGGCAAAAUUGUAAUUUCAAUAGAGUCAAAGCAAUAUGAAUCAUUGUAUUCUGGUUCAGUAGCCUAAUGUGAUUAUUGUCUGUGUGCAUCAUGUGUUGAUGAAUUAAAUCGUUUUUUUUAUCAUU
Molecule: messenger RNA, 1374 nt
Organism: Oncorhynchus masou masou (cherry salmon)
Lineage: Eukaryota; Metazoa; Chordata; Actinopteri; Salmoniformes; Salmonidae
Exons: 6
Coding region: 104-829 (241 amino acids)
Biological process (GO): regulation of immune response
Cellular component (GO): cell surface
Molecular function (GO): MHC class I protein binding; coreceptor activity
Source: RefSeq, a predicted model, not a curated record